Messenger RNA from Schizophyllum commune H4-8, 1572 nucleotides. RefSeq names its product P-loop containing nucleoside triphosphate hydrolase protein. Gene Ontology annotation, cellular component: Rad51C-XRCC3 complex; replication fork. The coding region runs from base 394 to 1518 and encodes 374 amino acids. Gene Ontology annotation, molecular function: ATP binding; ATP-dependent DNA damage sensor activity; four-way junction DNA binding. The record is from RefSeq and is a predicted model, not a curated record. Gene Ontology annotation, biological process: t-circle formation; resolution of mitotic recombination intermediates; telomere maintenance via recombination. NCBI's taxonomy places the organism in Eukaryota, Fungi, Basidiomycota, Agaricomycetes, Agaricales, Schizophyllaceae. The transcript is spliced from 3 exons.
ACGUGAUGAACGAGAUGUUAUAUAGUUGCCUCUGACCUUCAUCUGCAUCGCGCCUUCCGCGCUAAUUGUCGUCGCGCGGAUCGUCCUCCACCUAGCUUGCGUCGACUUGAUGUUCCUCUCUGGCGAGACAUUGCUCUCGGCGAUCGAAACACUAUCCCCCUCCCAGCGCCAAGCAAUAAAGAAAGCGUCUCCGACCUCCUCCUUUCCACAAAUGAAAAUAUUGUCAAACGAUGCAAGCUCACCCCGAUAGAGGUCGUUGACCUGAUAGACGCCGUCUGCCGCGACUACGUUCCCGAGAUCGCGCCCCUCAGCCAAGUUAGGGAGCGCGCUGGGGUCUUUACAACGGGAGACGACCAAUUGGACGUUGCCUUGGGAGGCGGCAUUCGUACUGGGAUGCUCUGGGAAAUCGUGGGUGAGAGCGCAGCUGGCAAAACGCAAGUUGGACUCCAACUAUCUCUGAGCAUUCAGCUACCUGGCGAGAGGCGCGGCCUCGAUGGCUCAUGCUGCUACAUCAAGACUUCGGCUCAGCUGCCCACUGGGCGUCUCCAUCAGAUACUGCAAGAGCAUCCGGUACUGUCCUCUGCCAACUGCACCCUAGACGACGUGCACACGAUGUCCGUACCCACUAUACCUGGACUGCUCCACGUCUUGGCUACGACGCUCCCGGCGUUCAUGCAGGAACUUGGCGCAAGCCGCAGCAAAAAGCCCGUCAAGCUGCUGGUCAUCGACGCCCUAGGCGAACUCUUCCAUGUCUCCGAAAGGACUACGUCCCACACGUUGGUAGAGCGAGCCAGACAUCUGACUGAGAUCUCAGCCAAGUUGCAUGCCAUCGCUUCUGCCCAUGGAGUCGCCGUCGUUGUGCUCAACGAAGUCAUUGAAGCCAUAGAUCGUCCCGCUACUGCUCGCCUGUCAACAAACUUGGCAGACUUGCUCUACAGCGAGCAGGCCCGCUUCUUCGGACGCGCAGAGACGACACCUGGAGAGAAUCGGAAGGAAGCUAGUCUUGGGCUUGUGUGGGCCAACCAAGUGAACGCUCGCAUCAUGUUGACUCGGACGAAUAGACGUCGCGCCGUCGACAACAUUGCACCUCGCAAACGUACACGGACAUCUUCCGGGGUCAAUGCUCCUUCGGACGACACCGAAGAUGUGUUCCAUCGCAUACGACGUUUAACAGUCAUCUUCAGCUCUGUCGGCAGUCCUAAAUCUUUGGAUUAUAUCAUAACCUCCGAGGGACUGGUCACUCUUCCGGGAAUAGAUGAGCCUUUGGGGACUCCUGCCGAUUCUCGCAUCGUGCCUUCACGUAGGGUGCCUACCUCUGACACGGCAGAUACAAGGCUAAGCGUGGCGUCCCCAGAUGGCAUCGUUCCGCUGGACAUUGGAUACGCCAGAAAUACAGAGGAAACGGUGGCAGAAGACGAGUCCUUCGCUGAAGGAGAGGAUGCCGAAGAUGAUCAUCUGUGGGCGUCUACCGCAGAAGGGAUGCCAGACGACCUGUACGAAUUGUUGGACAUUCCAUAACGACUAGCUACUUGAGAGUAGAUUAACCUAAUGGUAAUUCUGGGUCCAGCGGGC